Molecule: messenger RNA, 834 nt
Organism: Leptosia nina
Lineage: Eukaryota; Metazoa; Arthropoda; Insecta; Lepidoptera; Pieridae
Source: the annotation of a GenBank genome assembly
AUGAAGAGACGUAAUGAAGCUCAUAAUAGGGCGCGCAAAACUCGAGACGAAAGUCACAUUCAAGUCUACAAAGAAUUGAAAUAUAUUGUCAACACCGCUAUCGCUACCGAAAAAAAGGCCUAUUUUGACCAAUAUAUUAACAAGAAUUACAAUAACCCCCGUAAGCUCUGGAAACAUCUUAAAAAUACAAUUAAUAUUCAAAAUAAAAAUGAUACUCCACUUCCAGAAUACUUAAGUAAUCCAGAUGAAAUAAACGAUGCAUUCUUAAAUGUGCCCGGUUCAGACUUUGUAUCUUCGUCAGUUUUAGAUAUUGUACAGGAGAGGAGAGCGAUCAAUAAGUCAUUUAAGCUGACACCCAUCAAUGGACAAGAUGUUUUGAAAGUGCUUCGGUCAUUGCAUUCUAAUGCCAGCGGAUCUGAUGGGAUAUCACUUGAUAUGUUGCUCUCAACUUUACCAGAUUCAGAAGUAGUUAUCACAAAAAUAAUAAAUGAUUCUAUUAUGACCAACACUUUUCCAUCUUCGUGGACUGAAUCAGUCGUUAGACCAAUCCCGAAGAAUUCUAAUCCAUCAGAAGUAAAGGACUUAAGACCUAUUAGUUUGCUUUCUUGCCUUUCCAAAGUACUAGAGAAGAUUGUUAGUAAUCAAUUAACGGAGUUUGUGGAAGCGAAUUCUAUUCUACCAGCUGUACAAUCAGGGUUUAGAAAAAAACGUAGUACUACUACAGCCCUACUUAGCGUCUUAGAUGAAAUCCUAUUGGUCAGUGAACUAGAAGAUCACGAGAUCCUGGGCUCGAAAAGGUCUUGGCAUAAUUUACGUAAGGUAUUUGGAAUCUAA